AUGGGCAAGAAGAAAUUCAUCAACAAAUAGAAUGCAGCCACACUCAAAAUGGUUCAUCAACCAGGUGAAAAUAAUCAAGGAGCCACAGACAUGAUUUGUUUCCAAAAAGUUAAUCAACCUGGUACUCAAAAUGAAUUAUCUGACCUCAUCGAAAAAGAACUCAACAGAGGCAAGUACGAUCCCAAUCUUAAACCUCGAAUGCCUGAAAUUGACCCUACAUAGGAUGCCUUACAUUUGGUUGCUGGAAGAGAAGACCUCUGGAUUCAUCAAUUGGCCAAAUAAAAGGCCGUACAAGCAUUAAAACAGAAAUAAGAGCAAUUCCAGGAUGUGGUCAUGAAACAUUAUGAUGAAAAUGGAUUGCCUUUGGAUGGGUAUGAUUAUUCCUAGCAUCUUGCUCCAGAGAGACCCUAAGGUGAAGUGGAAUGUGUCUUUGUGGUUCCUGAAGAAGAGAGGUCCAAGGUUGUCUACGAUAUAGAUUUCAAAAGAGAAGAAUUAACAAAAGAAUAAUAAGAGGUGUAUGAUCUAUUGAUGAAAGAAGAUAAAGAUGAUGAUGAUGAUGAAAAUGUUUAAGAAAAUUAAGAAGAGUUAGAAGAUGAUUUUGUUGCUAAUUUAAUACAAUAAAAUAAAUAACAACCCUUUUAAGAGGAGAAGGUAGAAUAGGUAUAAAAAGUAGCUGAAUCACCUAAAAAAUAAGUUAGAUUUUAAGAUUAAGAGGAAUCUGAUAAUGAUGAGGAUUAUGAGGAUGAAGAGGAAAUGGAAAUUACUUAUGAUAAAAAUAAAAUGAAUUAAAAAUCAUAACAAAAGUAAUAACAACAAUAGAAAUAAUAAAAAUAAACUAAAAAAUAAUAAAGUGAUUCUGAUUCAGAAUUAGAAAUUGAUUCUGAUAUGGAAAGAGAAUUUGAAAGAGAAAUGAAUGCUUAUGAAGCACCAGAUGAUGAAGAUGAUGAAGACCAAUCAAAUAAAGAGUUUGUUAAUGAUUAAAUGCUUAAUAAGGUUAUAGAUGAUCAUCUUAAUACAAUGACCAAAAAGUAAUAGAAAAAAUCAAAAAGUUAACAAAAACCACAAGAUCAACCUGAAGAAACUGAAUAAUAGAAAGAAAAGAGACUUGAGUAUUUAAGAAAUACAGAUUACAAUGAGUACUUGAAAUAAAAAUUCCCUAAUGCAGAUUUUUCAUAAUUCCAUCUUAAGAAGGAGGUACCACCUCUCACUCCCGAAGAAGAUAUCGCGUUGUAGAACUAUCUAAAUAGGGAGUCCACUGACGAAGAAUGUCCUGACAUGGAACCUGCUGAAAAGUAUUAAGAAACAAUUGUUACUAAAUCUCUGCAUAACACUACAAUGUCUAAAAUGAAUCCAGAUCAAUUAAACAUAAUCAAAUAUAAAACUAAAGGGUAAGUUUAAUCUACCAAAGAGGAUAGGAUGAAAUAAAAGGAAGAAGAUAAGAUUAAAAUUAAAGAAUUAAAAUAAGAGAAGGAAAAGGUCAAAGAAGCUGUUUGUGAAACCUUGAAGUAAGUAGUUAUCAAAAAAGAGGAAACUCCUGAAGAAAAGAAACAUAGGAAAGAAUUAGUGAAAUAAUUGAAAUAAGCAUAAAAAGAGAAAAAAAAGGCAUUCAAAGAAUAAUUAUAGACCAUGUCAAAAAAACUAUAAAAAUAAAAAUUGGCUAAUAUCCAAAGUAAUUAAGCCGAAGGUGUCUCAAUUGUUAAAAUAGCAUGA
Molecule: messenger RNA, 1710 nt
Organism: Paramecium tetraurelia
Lineage: Eukaryota; Ciliophora; Oligohymenophorea; Peniculida; Parameciidae
Exons: 5
Biological process (GO): ribosomal small subunit export from nucleus; ribosomal small subunit biogenesis
Cellular component (GO): preribosome, small subunit precursor; nucleus; cytosol
Source: RefSeq, a predicted model, not a curated record